Messenger RNA from Cyphellophora attinorum, 1791 nucleotides. RefSeq lists its product as uncharacterized. Lineage: Eukaryota; Fungi; Ascomycota; Eurotiomycetes; Chaetothyriales; Cyphellophoraceae. The coding region runs from base 1 to 1791 and encodes 596 amino acids. Gene Ontology annotation, molecular function: kinase activity; phosphotransferase activity, alcohol group as acceptor. The transcript is spliced from 3 exons. The record is from RefSeq and is a predicted model, not a curated record. Gene Ontology annotation, biological process: carbohydrate metabolic process.
AUGGCACUUCCAUACAGAGGUGCCAGCCAGAGCACGGGCGGCCACCAGACGCCGCAACGGAAGGGAUCUGGCAUGGACCCGAGAAAUGCCAUUAAUCCCAAUCAGACACAUUACAUCGGUAUUGAUGUAGGUACUGGAAGUGCGAGAGCCUGUAUCAUCAACGAGUCCGGCGACAUCGUCGGCCUCGCGUCAGAGAAUAUCGGACUAUGGCAACCUCAGACGGGGUGGUACGAACAGUCCACCACCGAUAUAUGGCGCUGCAUCUGCGAUUCUGUGAAGCGAGCAGUUACACAGAACAACAUCGACGUGACCACAGUCAAAGGCAUUGGCUUUGACGCCACCUGUUCAUUAGCUGUGUUCACGCACGAUACCGACGAGCCUGUCUCGGUGACCAGUCCCAACUUCAACGAGUCCGGGAAUGACCACAAUGUUGUGCUAUGGCUCGACCAUCGGCCAGUGGAAGAGACUAAGAAGAUCAAUGCCACCAAACAUAACUUGCUGAGGUAUGUCGGCGGGACAAUGAGUAUAGAGAUGGAAAUGCCAAAGGUCUUGUGGCUGAAGAACAACAUGCCGAAAGAGCUCUUUGAUCGGUGCAAGUUUUACGACCUCACAGAUGCUCUGGAGCACCUGGCCACAGGCAACGAGAAGCGAAGCUUCUGCUCGGUCGUGUGCAAACAGGGCUACGUUCCUGUGGGCGUUGAUGGCUCAGUGAAAGGAUGGCAAGAAGACUUCCUGACAGAAAUUGGAUUGCCAGACCUGGCCGAAGACAACUUCAAGCGGAUGGGAGGAGUCAAUGGAGUAAACGGCGAAUAUCUGUCAGCAGGUGAACUCGCUGGCUACCUCUGCGAGAAAGCUGCCUCAGAGCUCGGCCUGCCCGCGGGCAUUGCAGUCGGCAGUGGUGUCAUCGAUGCAUACGCUGGAUGGAUUGGCACGGUCGGCGCCAAAAUCUCCACCCUGGGCGACUCACUGGACAGUACCGUGGCCAAGAACGAUCAGUCUCAGGCCUUCACCCGCCUUGCUGCCGUGGCAGGCACUUCCACAUGUCAUUUGGUCAUGUCCAAGGAUCCUGUCUUCGUCGAUGGUGUCUGGGGCCCAUAUCGCGACUCCAUUAUCCCUGACUAUUGGAUGGCUGAAGGUGGACAGUCGGCAACAGGCGAGCUCCUCAAGCACGUCCUCGAGACACAUCCCGCAUACUCAGCGGCUCUAAGCGGAGCAGAAUCAUCCGCCAAAAGCAUCGCACACCUCGGCAAGCACUUCUUCCUGUAUGGCGACCUCUUCGGCAACCGCUCACCUAUCGCUGACCCGACAAUGUCCGGCUCUGUGGUUGGUCUGUCGUCCGACAAGUCAGUGGACGGUCUGGCGUUGUACUACUACGGCACAAUGGAAUUCAUCGCACUACAAACACUCCAGAUCAUCUCGACCAUGAACAAAUCCGGGCACAAAAUCAGCAGCAUUUUCAUGUCAGGCUCACAGUGCCAAAACGAUAUUCUGAUGUCACUUAUCGCCACGGCUUGCGAUAUGCCAGUGAUCAUUCCACGAUACGUCCAUGCUGCGGUGUGUCAUGGAGCAGCUAUGCUAGGCGCAAAGGCAGCAUCAGCGGACCGGAAUGGUAUCACGGAAGAUCUAUGGACGAUUAUGGAUCGGAUGAGCAAGCCGGGGAAAACCGUCACGCCCACCAAGACUAAAGGUGUCAAGGGGUUGUUAGAUGUCAAGUAUAAGGUGUUUUUGGAGAUGUGUGAGCGGCAGAGAGUGUUUAGGUCGAUGGUUGAUGAGGUUGUUGAUAAGGAGUGA